CGUGUUAGGUACUAUAUUGGAUCGUGUGUUGUGUCGUUGGCAAACAUCACGGCCAAGGUCUCCAGAAAUAAAUGUUACAUCUUCCAGCAGCGGGAGCACCUGCCAAGUUUUCGCCCGACUCUUGUCAGACUAUCAGUCUGUCCACGAGGAGCGCAGUCACAACUCGCGAUCGAAUAACUAUAACAAGUUGAUUAAAUACAAAAUGGAGGACGAGACCUACCACGUUUAUACGCGAAUGGAGGACAUCACGGAGGCCGACGACAGGCAUCUGGCCGGCGCGAGGAAGGAGAUAAGAAACGACCUGACGGUCAUAAUCCCCGAGAAUCCGUUUCCGGAGAUCGAGGUGGACGCGUAUCCUCCCCUCAAAUUCUCGUGGGUGAUCCCCAAGAAGAUAGCGGCGAUGGCGUUCCCGAGACACGUGGAGAACCUCAAAUUCCUGGUGAACCAGGGCAUCACGCACCUGGUGACGCUGACGGCGGGCAAGAAGCCGCCCGUGGACGAUAUGCCCUGCCUCAAGUGGACCGAAAUCCCCGUCGAGGAGUUCGAGGUGCCCACUAUUGAGCAGAUCGAGAAGUUCAUUGACAUCUGCAAGAAGGCGGACAAAAAUAACGAGGAAGUUACCCGUAAAAUGAGUACCGUCAGCAAAAGACCAAACGUAAAAUUAGCGAAACUUAUAUACAAGUAUGCCGAAGAAGUCGAGGAAAGGAAAGAACUGGAAAAGGCGAGAGCUAUGAAAGACGAGGACUUUAAAACAAAAACGCCAGAUGAGGAAUACGAAUCGUACCCACCGUACAAUUUUUCUUGGUUCGUGCCGAAAAAAAUCGCAGCGAUGGGGUACCCACAAACUGUAGCGAAUCUCAAUUAUUUGGCUGACCAAGGCAUAAAUCACCUGAUUACGCUGUCGCCCGAGAAGAUCCCGCCGAUAUUGGAAUGCAAGAAGAAGAUGAAGUGGACCGAGAUAGCAAUCAAAGAGUUCGGCGCGCCGACCUUAAAACAAAUUAUAAAAUUUAUUGAGAUUUGCGAACGUGCGGAAAUCAGAGGCGAGACCGUGGGCGUGCACUGCCGGCAGGGGCGCGGGCGGACAGGCACCAUGCUGGCCUGCUACCUCGUGUACUUCCGAGACAUGGCGCCCGAGCGGGCCGUACUCACUGUCAGAGUGCAGCGACCAGGCUCAUGUGAAACCUACGAACAAGAAAAGAUGGUUUGCCACUAUCAUGACUGUGUCAGAGGAACAAUCACUAAGCCCGACUAUCGCAUGGUGGACGACAAACUUUACUUUGAUUUUUCCAUGAAAUACAUGUUUUCUGAUGAAGAAAAAAAGAAAGAAACCACCGAGGAUGAAGAAAAAGUUGUGAUACUUGAAGAAGGCGAAGUAGUGGAGAAAAAGGAGCGUAAAAAAUCAAAAGCCAUGGUGAUCAAUCAUAAAAUAUAUUUCUAAAUUUUAAGAUCAUGUUAAUAUUCGUUAUUCUAUGUUUUUAUGGUAAUGUUAGUAAUAAAUUAUAAUAAAACAUU
Aricia agestis (brown argus) is the source of this 1512-nucleotide messenger RNA. RefSeq names its product dual specificity protein phosphatase 23-like. The transcript is spliced from 5 exons. Gene Ontology annotation, molecular function: protein tyrosine/serine/threonine phosphatase activity. The record is from RefSeq and is a predicted model, not a curated record. Gene Ontology annotation, biological process: protein dephosphorylation; cilium assembly. Bases 203 to 1438 code for a protein of 411 amino acids. Lineage: Eukaryota; Metazoa; Arthropoda; Insecta; Lepidoptera; Lycaenidae.